Molecule: messenger RNA, 2897 nt
Organism: Thermothelomyces thermophilus ATCC 42464
Lineage: Eukaryota; Fungi; Ascomycota; Sordariomycetes; Sordariales; Chaetomiaceae
Exons: 1
Coding region: 466-2607 (713 amino acids)
Cellular component (GO): mating projection tip
Source: RefSeq, a predicted model, not a curated record
UGCAACGUCAACAGUGACGGAUUGGCCUUGGUUGCCCGAACAAAGAAGAACCAUGGCAGUAUCUAUCUUCAAAUUUCUUCUUUGUUACAACCCAAGUCAUGCGGCCUCUUUCUGGCCGGCGUCUCUUUUAUAGUGACCACGCACCAGCUUCUAUUGUAGCCCUUCAUUGCUAUUGUUCAAGCACUUCACCACUCUCUUGUCCUCCAUCCCAUUGUCACGCACAUAGAAUCAUGCAUCAAUAGAGUAUACGGGCCAUCCCGCUCCUUAGCAUUGCUUUCUCUUCUUCUUCUUUUCUUUUUCCCAUUCUCGUUCUCUUUAGCAUACGGUAGCUGGUCUACAUCGACACCAAUCACGUCAACAUUCCUAAUUCGGUAGACGUAAUCCGUUCAAGGCACACUGAUACAUCACCAAUAUUCUACUCGGCGGCCACCGGUUCCCUUAUCCGGGCGAUCCACAGAUUGCAUCAUGUUCUAUAACGAAAAGCCCGGGGCAGUGCCUCAUGUCCCUCCAAGCCUAAAUCACGAAACCUGGCAAACGCUCGACCUGCAUAACGAGCCCCGGACUGAACAGCUGCAGCCCCACGCCCACACGGCGCCCACAAUCACGCCGUACUUGGGACUCCGAGCAAGGCUCUCACAGCUCUGGUUCAACCGCUGGACCGUACUCCUGAUUCUCGUCCUCGUUCGCGUCCUCAUUCUUACUGCUAGCCUCGACGACAACAUCGGCGACGCGAAGGUCAAAGCCCUCUCAGCAUGCACCAAGGUCGAAGAUGUCGGCAGCGCCAUGGCAUCCAUGCCGCACUACCUGUCUGUCGGCGUCAACUCUCUGGCCUCCGAGGGUAUCACCAAGGCUAUUUCGGGCAUGGUCCAGACGCUGAUGCUGAUUAUGACGGGCGUCGAGAGCCUCAUUUUCUUCAUCAUCAACUUGUUCGUUGGGACAUAUGCUUGCCUAAUUGCGGCCCUGAUCCACGGCGGUCUGGAUGUCUCGGUCAAGGUUGUGGAGGGGGCCACCAAGGUUAUGAAUAGCGCCAUCAACACCAUCACCGGUCAGAUCGCCGAUUCCGUUUCUGACGUUCAGGACGCCAUCAACGAGAUCCCCGACAAGUUGUCCAGCUUCCUCGGCGGAAUCGACUUUGACCUCCCCAAGAUCGACAUCACCAAGAACCUUGACGACUUGAAGAACAUUAAGGUCAACAGCAAGGACCUCGUGAAAGACUUGGUGUCCCUAAACACCAGCAUCCCGACCUUCGACGAGGUGGAGAACUUCACAAAAAAUGCCAUCGCGAUCCCGUUCAACUUUCUUAAGGAUCAAGUCAACAGCAGCCUGGGGUCGUACAAAUUUGACGAGUCAGUCUUCCCUGUGGCCAAGAAACAGGCCCUCUCCUUCUGUUCCGACAACUCGUUCCUCAAUGAUUUCUUCGAAACGCUCUUCGAUAUUGUCGCCAAGGCCAAGAUUGCAUUCUCGGUUGUCAUCCCGAUCCUAGCUGUCCUGGCGAUGCUCGGGAUGGGAUACAUCGAGGUCCGCCGCUGGCGGAAAGAGAAGGAGCGCUCUCGAGUGUUCACUGAGCGGGGAUACGAUGCGAUGGACGUCGUAUACCUUUCUUCGAGGCCCGUGACGGCCGGAUUUGGACUGUGGCUGGCGUCCAAGCUCAAGAACCUAAAAACGCGGCUGCUUGUCAGAUGGACCGUUGCGUAUGGAACCUCGCUCCCUGCGCUCUUUGUCCUGUCGCUCGCCAUGGCCGGUUUCUUCUCCUGCCUCUGCCAGGUCAUCAUUCUCCACUCCAUUCGGAAGGAAGCCCCGGCUCUGGCUGAUCAGGUCGGCGACUUCGCCGGUGACGUCGUGCAGACACUGCGCGAUGUGUCGACAGACUGGGCCGACAAUGCCAAUGGCGUCAUCAUCAAGCUCCAGGACGAUAUCAAUAACGAUAUGUUCGGCUGGGUAACCAACGCGACAACUGCGGUCAACAACACACUCAACACCUUUGACGAGGAGAUCGACAAGGCCAUCACCAGUCUUUUCAAGGACACCAUUCUCCUAAACACGGCACGCAACUUGGUCGGCUGCCUCAUCACACGCAAGAUCGAGACAGUCGAGAAGGGCCUCACUUGGGUCCAUGACCACGCGCACGUCACGCUACCCCUCUUCGCUGACAACAUCUUCUCGCGAGGAGCCAACGAUAGUAUCAGCGGUGACAGCGACUUGACGAGCUUCUUGGCUUCCCCCUCCACCGUGACCACUGACGAGAUCACCUCGGCCGUCAACCAGGUCAUCACGAAACUCGAGCACGGCAUCGUCCAGGAGGCUCUCAUCUCGACCGCCCUCCUACUGGUAUACGUCAUCGUUGUCCUCACCGGUGCACUCCGUGCCCUGGCGGCUUCGGUGCAGAAGGAGAAGACGCGUGCAGAGGGCGGCGAGCAGUACGGAGUAAAGGCGCCGGGAAGCAGCGGCAGCGGCAGCACGGAUAGGAUGAGCGAGCACCAACCCGGCGCCGACUACAACGACGUUUUGUACGCGGGCAGUGUCAAGAAAGGGCGACCGGGUCCCGAGAGGUGGCCGUCGCACACCAGAAAGAGCAGUUAUCCGGAAGUAGAAGGCCCAGGCCGCUAGGGGCGGUCUGCUCGCCCGCGUCCUGAUUUAGACGACCAGUCGACAGACGAGUGGGAGUUCUCGCUGCCGCCAUUACCACCAAAACGUAUGUACUCUCCCGUUUAGCAUGGGGUGGAGUGCGGCAGGGCUGUGCUGCCCCUGAAUAAGACGGAUGGAUUGCUGGCAAGUCGCGUCGCGUUUUCUUUUUCUGUUUCUGUUUCUUUUUCUUUUUCUUUCUCUUCUUUUUGUUUAUCCGGUAGAUGAAGAAGAUACCCGAGAUUGAAGUGAUUGUUGACUGCGUGCCCUCGGGC